Tinamus guttatus (white-throated tinamou) is the source of this 681-nucleotide messenger RNA. RefSeq names its product EF-hand calcium binding domain 9 (gene EFCAB9). Gene Ontology annotation, biological process: flagellated sperm motility. Gene Ontology annotation, cellular component: cytoplasm; sperm principal piece. Gene Ontology annotation, molecular function: calcium ion sensor activity; calcium ion binding. The record is from RefSeq and is a predicted model, not a curated record. Lineage: Eukaryota; Metazoa; Chordata; Aves; Tinamiformes; Tinamidae.
AUGAAGCUAAAACCUGGGUGUUUUCUGCAAUAUUUGUAUUUAGAUGAAACGUACUGCUUACUGUCAGUAAGAAAUGCUAAGGUACUCACAGACUAUUUCCAGCUCCUGGAUGUGCAUAAGAAGAAUGCCCUGAACAAUCUGCAGUUUUACUGCUUUCUCCAUUAUGUGACUGACCUGAAGAAGAAGCAUAUCAUGCUGCUUUUUGACUUGCUGGACCGAAACGCGGAGGGGAGCAUUGGCUUUGAUGAGUUCUACCUGGUGGUGUGUCUCCUGUUGGCACACGAGAACCACCUUGAGAAGCAGUUCAUCUAUCGACACUCGGGGCCUGUCUUUAGGUUGCUGGAUGUAGAUGAUGAUCACACAAUUAGUCCUACGGAGUUUCGAGCAGCAGGUUUCCUCUUUAACAUCAAGAAAGAUGAGCUUGAGAAGAUAUUCAAGGACUUUGAUGUAUCUGGAGAGGAGAAACUGAGCUACAAGGAAUUCAAGAUGUUUACAAUAUUCUGCAUUGACAAGGAGCAAAAAAGGGAAAAGGAGCGAAUGAGGAUGGGGGUGACCAAAGGGCGUACGGACAUCACCCUCCCACCAGAAUCAACCAGCCCUCAAAGGACUAAGCACCACCACACCUACUUCCAGCCAGGAACAUCCCAACCUCACUUCUCCAUCCCCACAGGCUCAGCUUAA